UCAGUGGUGUGGUGGUGUGUGUUCUCCAUUCGGUGAAUUUCAAUUACCUAUCUAAAUUUUGUAUGGCGAAUUAUUAGCUUAAGUUCAAGCUUUAUCUGCAAAUGGGUUUCCUGAAAUAGGAUACAAUGAUAGAUCAAAGUAGAAGCUACAAAUUUUAUGAGGUUUAAAUUGUUUACCCGUGGUUUCCUGUACGUUAGGCGAAAAGUGCCGAAGAUGUCUUUCACGGAGUCUCCAGCGAAAGCUUCAUUAUGCUGCGAGGAGAAUGCGGAGGGUGCUCCGCCAACGUAUGCCAUGUACGAAGCAUUGAAAGAUUCCUGCCAAAAUAACGCCACGUACUUUCAGCCUGACGAUAGUGAAAAUGGCCAGAGACUCUACCAAGGGUUCAUGACUUUGAUAGACCAUAUAGACACUGUCUGGCCUUUGGUGGAUCAUGUGAGAAAGGUGGCACCACAGUACGAUUUUGACAACAAGUCUCCAGGCAAUGGGUAUCGCAGCUUUGUUUCAGUAGUAGACUCCUGUGUCCUACAUGGCUUGAAACUAAGCCGGCAAGUUUGCACAGGUCGAGAUGCGCUUCUCUUCCGAAAAAGUUAUUUUGUCAAGGAAAUUGAAUCAUGUGGGCAGUUGCUGGCAUCCCUGGGCACCUGUCUCCACCACCUCCACACUCUGUUGUCCUGGUCACCGCCGGGGGAUCUGUUCCCGACAGAACCACACUCCCCAGAGGAACUGUUUGCCCAAGCUGAUACCAUCAACCAAUAUUGUUUUUAUGGCAGAUGUCUGGGAUUUCAGUUCCUACCAUCAAUGCGCGGCAUACUAAAAGGCAUAUCGAUAUGCAUGGCGGGGUUCUCGGAAGCAUACUACAGCCACGGGAACCUGAUCAGCUCGGUCUGGACCGGCGGCCAGUACCUCAUAGACCCUGAGAUGAGAGCCAGAAGGAUCGUCAACAUAUCCCAGUCGGCCAGCGUGGAGUUCUGCAAGGCGUUCUGGUUUCUGGCUGAGAGUGAAAUUAUGAAACGAGUGCCCAGCCUCAUGUCGUCUACAGUGGCCGUCAACAAACUCAUAACAAUUCCGCCUGAACCCAUCACAGUGUUGACAACAGAAGGGAAGGAAACCACUGUCCUGCCGCCCACUGUACAUAUAGGCUUGCAAGGGCUGAACGUGCGGCUGAUCAGCGUCAAUAAGAGAAUGGGGAUGACUGGCGAAGGCGUAUCAACCCUACCGCCGUCGGAAGGCGUGAUCUUCCACUGCCACGGCGGCGGCUUCGUGGCGCAGAGCUCGAAGUCCCACGAGACUUAUCUGAGAGAGUGGGCCGCCAAACUGAACGUGCCGAUACUGUCCGUGGACUACAGUUUGGCCCCGCAAGCGCCCUUCCCCAGGGCCUUGGAAGAAGUCUAUUACGCGUAUUGCUGGAUGAUCAACAAUUUCAAAGAGAUUGGUACUACUGGUAAAAGGAUAGUGUUCGCCGGCGACUCGGCGGGGGCGAAUCUCAUUGCGGGCUGCACGCUAAAGAUACUAUCGUCAGGGCUGCGAACUCCCGAAGGGUUGUUCAUGGCGUAUGCCCCUCUACUGGUCAGCUUCAUCCCCAGCCCGGCGCGGCUGCUGUGCCUCAUGGACCCGCUGCUGCCCUUCGGCUUCAUGAUGAGGUGUCUCAAGGCGUACGCCAGCCCUAAUACGACCGGGAAAAGCAAAGAUGAAAAACCUAAGGAAAAUCCGAACAAUGCUGUUGUGUCCAGCGCCACAACGCCUUUGGAUAGCAACGGUUUCCUUAAAGUUAGCCCCACACAAGAGGGCGUCAGCGAAGGCCCAUCGUCAUUCGAAGAAGUGUCCCCAUCAGACCUAGCGGAGCUCCACGCGCACAAGUCGGGCAGCGAACGCAGGAAAUCCUCAGACACCACCAUCAGUGCCGCCUCACUUCAAAGCGAACACACGCAAACUGGUGUGACGCCAACGGAGGACAAGUCCCAGCAGUACGUGUCGGACUUCCUGGAGCGUUACGUGCUGGACAGCGACACGGACUCCGAGGGCCGCCGCAUCCCCGUCAUCAAGCCCAACCGCCACGUAUGCUGCAAACCCGUUGACACCAACAGUUAUAGGGACAUAGAAUCUGAAAACUCCAGUACUCUAGUUGGUGAACCGCCGUUGGUUGAAGACCUCGACAAUAAAGAUAGUAAAAAGCGAAUAAAAACCAGGAUAAGUGAAGCGACGACCGGCAUAAUGGCGGCGAUGUCGUCCCGCCUCGCCUACAUCACCGGCUCCAACUCAAUCUCCCGCCCCACGCAGGAAGAGCUGGCGGUGCGCUCGAACCUGGACGCGCUGAUCGCGCGCAGCCCGUCGGACGAGUUCAUAUUCUCAGUGCCGCGUGAGCCGCUGCUGUCGCCCUACUGGGCCGACGACCAGUUGCUCAACAAGUUCCCGCCCGUCAAGAUCCUGACGGUGCAUUUAGAUCCAUGUCUAGACGACUGCGUGAUGUUCGCCAGGAAACUGAAGCGGCUGGGGAAUGUCGUCGGUAUUGACGUGUUGGAGGGCCUGCCGCACGGGUUCCUCAACUUCUCACUGAUGGCUAGAGAAGCGAACGAAGGAUCGAAUCUAUGCGUGGAGAGGAUAAAGCAGCUGCUCGACCUGGAGAGCGCGCCCGUCGCCGACAACAGCCAGUUAUGAAUGUGCGGGUUCUGCUGCCACACCUACACUGCUUGAUGGCCCGCCAACCCUGGCGCCCAUACUAUGCGGCCGAACACGUGGAAAUGGACAGCGAAUAAGACAUUUCUGCCCAAUAUUCCUCAGAAAAAACGCCGAACCGAGAUAAUUUGACCAUUUGACCGGAUAAAAUAUAAAAUACAUGAAGGUAUUUAAAUGAUCAAACACGAUAAUCCAAAUGUCACUUUAAUUGAUUAGUUUUGUUAAUUACGACGUUUACUCUAUUUUAGGUCUCUUCGGAUUGCUUUUUGACUCUAAAAUCCAUGGCGUCACAAUACAUUACUGUCAAAUGCGAGUCACACAAUUUUUUUUGCUUUUGACCUUAAAAAAAGUGUCUCAUUUGACUAGUUGGAGAUUAGCCAAUAGGAUGCUUUUCAAUCAUCUGAAACGUUUUUUUUUUUCUUUUGGUAAUUUUUUACACACGUCAGGUAUCAAAAACCCCUGGCUCUUCUCUCCAAUAAUUUCUCUAGAAAGUUCUACUGUUAUUAAAAAUAAUGUGAUUACGGAAUUGAUCUAGCCGGUAAUUUACUUUUUUAAUUUACAUAUCACUUUUUUUUGUAUUAACAAUUUAACAUCACAAAAUAUAAAUCGUUAUUUUUAUAGCAUAGUAAAGAAUAUGCAUUAUACACGCUGAUAUGUUUAAAAAUUUACUGUCCAUUGUUUUUUUUUUCUUUAUAUAAAGGCAUCCUGAAUGACAUUUUAACAAAACAUGUGUUGUGAUAUCAUAAAUCUCAGUAUUAAACGGUUGGUAAUACUCAGUUACAUCCAUAAGCGAUUAAAAAGCUACAUUUAUGUGUAUGUUAAUUUAUUUAAACUAAAAUUAUACACGAUAUCAAAGAGAAUGUAAUCACUUUCGCCCGCGGCUCUACCCGCAUCAAUUUCCAACAGUACCAGUUAAUCUACCUCUCCUUCUCCGUACUUCAAAAUAUAUGUAUGAAAAAUUUGAGCGUUAAGAAGAAAUAAACAAGCAAACUUACAUUCGCAUUUAUAGUGUUAGUUACGAUGGAUUAGGAACUCUAUUUGUACGUGAGGUCGCAUACAUAUUUGUCUUACGUGUCGUAUUGUGAUGCAUUCUGCCGAGGGGUAUUGCAUCACAACAGAUCGCAUCAGAUAAAUGUGAAUGUCUAACGAAUACUAGCGAAUACUAGCGAUACAGUUCCGAUGCAUCACGACAUAAAAUGCGGCUUUUAGUUUCUUAAAUUGUGCCACUGUGCUGCGUUAGUUUAGUAUUUAACAAAAGGACGUGGACAUGUAUUUAAAUAUUCACCUUAAAAAUCAUAAUCUUUGCACAUUGCAAAUUAAUUAUUUUGUAAAUCAUAAAUUACAUAAAUCAUGUCUAAUCUAAUAAUAUACCAAUAUAUUAUUUUUUAUUUUUGAAGUGUCGUGUAAGUUUAUUUCAUUAUAAAGAUAUAUCAAGAUUCAUAUUUCUCAUUAAAAACAAUAGAAUUCUGACAUAAAAUGAUUUACCCUCAUAUACAUAAAAAUGUUAAAUCCUACUUUAAAAUAAAAUAAUAUGUUUUGUCAUGUUUUAUCAAACUUUACAACAGUAAUGUGAAAUAGGAACAAAACACAUUUCAAAUAUUUUAAUUUAAAGUAAGUUUUAACUUUUUUAUAUAAAUAAGAGGGUUAGUAGGUAUUUAGUAAUAAAAAAAUAGUCACUACUCUAAACUUAUAAAUGUUCACUCAGAAAUUGAUUCUUACAGUCUGUCAAGAAAUUCAAUGAGGCCGCUGUUUCCCGUUGGCUGGCAACACUGGGCAUUUAUCAACCAAUCUAUUUGGUAUUGCAAUUGCAAAAAAUGUAGUUCGUCAAAAAUCCGAUUUCUUUUCACUUUCAUGACAUACUGUAUAUCAAUCAGAAUCUCACUACCUACGAUUUUAUAAUUAAAAUAUUCAUUUAUUUAAAUAUACAGCAUUUAAAUGUAACUAAAUUGUUCCUCGAAAGUAUAAUGCCAAAUUUUAAUAAAAUCUGAUCGAUACUCGUCUAAGUUUUAGUACGAGUGAUAAAUGCCAAAAAGCAACUCAAAAUUAUGGUUUUAACCUUUUUUUUCAAUAAAUUGGUAGUUAUUUUAUAAUGAAUUAAUGAAUGCAUGAAUUAAUGUUGUAAUGAUAUGGAUUUGAAUCUCAUAUUUGUUAUAUUCAUCAUGUUUUUGUUCCUUGAAAUUCUUAUACACCGUUUAACUGUGACCAUCGUAAGUGUACCUCCUUGUUGCGGACGUUGUACGCAAUUUUUCCCAGAGUUUGUUUAGUUUAUUUGACGGCUUUAUCAAAAAAAAAAAAAUUCCAAAAAUCCCCUUAGGCGGCCC
This is a messenger RNA of Plodia interpunctella (Indianmeal moth), 4994 nucleotides long. It is a transcript of the gene Hsl, whose product is annotated as Hormone-sensitive lipase. Gene Ontology annotation, molecular function: triacylglycerol lipase activity; sterol ester esterase activity. Gene Ontology annotation, biological process: triglyceride catabolic process; cholesterol metabolic process. Gene Ontology annotation, cellular component: cytosol. The record is from RefSeq and is a predicted model, not a curated record. The coding region runs from base 157 to 2655 and encodes 832 amino acids. The transcript has 16 exons. NCBI's taxonomy places the organism in Eukaryota, Metazoa, Arthropoda, Insecta, Lepidoptera, Pyralidae.